Messenger RNA from Ustilago hordei, 3879 nucleotides. RefSeq lists its product as uncharacterized. The transcript has a single exon. Gene Ontology annotation, molecular function: nucleic acid binding. Bases 1 to 3879 code for a protein of 1292 amino acids. NCBI's taxonomy places the organism in Eukaryota, Fungi, Basidiomycota, Ustilaginomycetes, Ustilaginales, Ustilaginaceae. The record is from RefSeq and is a predicted model, not a curated record.
AUGGGCAAGAACAAAGGCAACGGCGGCGGCGUCCCGACUAAAGGACGUGUCCCCAUUCGAGGCGGUCGCGGACGAGGUGGAGGUCUGGGUGGCCGAGGUGGCUUCCAACCUUUUGCGGAGGCUGGUCACGUUCUCGGCGGAGCUUCUGGCUCCGGCUCUGGCUCAGGUCAUGGGUCGCCACGAGGUGGUGCAGCCAACGGCAGACCCUUCCGCGGUCGAGGACGAGGAGGACAUCUCUCAGUGUCGGGUCAGAACCGCGUUGGCUUCGACUACUCUGCUCUGUCUAGAGGCAGUCGCCGCGACUACAACGACGAUCAAGACAACAAAGAUGAGGACGAUGAGGACGAGGCUGACUUUGCGAUAGAUCCACCAGCAGGCUACAAGCACAAGAUCAAGCCGCAUCUCGAGAAAAGCGCGCACUCUGAUAUCGAAAGUGAUACAGCCAAACUGCAAUCCUCCUUCCAGACUCCAAACGUACCAUCAGGCUCUUCAACGCAUCAGUGCGCCUUCAGCAUCACUAUCAAUAACCAUGGCAGCUCAUCCAUGCCACGCUUCACUCCACGAUCUACCGCGCCAGUUCAGUUCCCAGAAUUCUACACGAGCAGAGGCAGUGCAAGUGGCGCCAAGUUUCGUCCACCAGAAGAGACGGAGGAUUCAAAGUACCUUGCCGGUAUUCCUGGCCUGCGCAGACCCGAACGACGACAGCAGCGCAACGCACCUCAACUUGGUGAUCCUGCUGACCAGGUUCAAAGCCCGUUCCGAGUUCCUCUUGCAUUCGUCAAGUCGACCGGUGAGUACGGCGAUCCGCUCAAGGGCAAUCUCCCGCCAAGAGAUCCCGAAGAUACUUCUAUUGACCCAGCAGCCAAGCAGUUGGAAGAAGCGCGCCAACAACAGCUGAACAAUCCUCCUGCUCAGCGUCGCCAUGCUUGUCUCGGAUUCUCCAAUCGCCCCGCUAUCAAGCCGGCAGCACCUGCGCAGGUCAGCAAUGCUGAGGCGCCUGUUACCAUGUCCACUCCUGCUCCACAGACUACUGCGACGCCGUAUGUGCCGCCUCGUGCUGUUCUGCAGUUUACAGACAUGACAGUCAAUGCUUUCGACUUUAACCAUGAUGCCAUCAACGCGGAUGACCAAGAUGAAGUCAACGCGCUGCUUGCUGCCUUCCCUGGAUCCAAGGAGCUUGCGCCUGGCGAGUCCAUGUUUGAAGAUGAUGCCGCAUCCUCCUGGACUUUGCCUGCUUUCCAGCCCGAGGCCGUGAAGCCGAUUCAGCUACCCACCAACACCAGCCAGCGCAACGCAGAGAACCCCGUAUUUGCUGCCUCUGCACCAGCGAAGUCGGCUGCUCAGCCUGCAGUCGAUGCCAACAAGCCUUUGUCUCGUAUCUCGGCGACAUCGUCAGACGACGACGAAGAGAUCAUUCUCGUUCCCUUGCAAGGGCAGACACCUCGUGGCACAGCCGCUAAGCCAUCCCCAGCACCAGCGCCAACAGAAAUGCAAGACGAGGUUGAGGCAGCUCCCACAGCAGGAGUCGAGGUCGUCGAAGAGACCGAUCUGGGCUUCGUCAUCGAUCUCGAAGGCGAAGAUCCAGCAGCUCCUAUCGAGUCGCCGCCGAAGAGCAUUGCUACUUCAACGUCGCACCGAGUAGUGCUGGGCGAUGCUGCACGUUCAGCCUCGAAAUCCAACGCCUCCUCUCGCAAGAAGCAGUCAGCAACGCGAGGCAAGCCCCGUCGCAUCCCACGCGAGGGCGAUUCUGAUCUGGAUUGGGGCAACGAUGGACCCCCUGGCGGUUCCGGAGACGUGAUGGGCAAGGAGGAAGGCCUCACAGCAGCAGCUGCCGGCAUCUCCAUCACACGCAACAGCAACGAAGCGGAGGUUAUUACUGAUCCCAUCCUAGCCAAAGCUAUCCGCGCCGACCGUCACGAAUGGGAGUCAGCCGACGACAAUGAUAACGACAUCACCAUGGACAUGGUCCAGCCUAAGAAGCGUGGCAGAGGACAACGCGCCAAACGUUCGACCGCCAACCGUGCUGCUGCCUCGCGCACCGCUGCUCAGAACGCACGCAGUCGCAAAGCUGAUCAGGAUGCGAUCAUCGCUGAUUAUAUGGAGAACAUUCUCAUUCAGGGCAACGACUCAUCUGAUGAUGACAAGGAAGGGUUGUUCGAGACUGACGAUAUGGUCGUCGAGACCGUCGAUGGCGAUCUUCCAGCUGGCAUAUCAGAUAAGGGCAAGGCUAAGGCUCGUCGACUAUCGAACCAGCUCGACGACAAGACCGACGUGGAUGCGAUGAUCCGCUUCAUGAAUGGCAUGGAUCCACAGAAGGGCGGCCGUCAGCUAGGGUUCGGUGACAUCGACGACGAGAUCCACAUGGAUGAGGUCAAGGAGUGGCUCACGGAGAGCGAGGCUGACAGCGACGAUGACGAUGUUGAAGAUGCCGCUACCGCCGACGUCAAUGGUCAUCCUGCGGAAGUCAAAUCGUCCAAGAAAGCUGACAAGCAAGAUGCCUCAGGUUCAGAGGAUGAAGACCUUGCCGAGCAGCUCCGCAUCAUCCUCGAGGACGACGAUGACGAGGAGAGUAGUGAGGUCUUCAGCGAAGACUCUAGCUCUGAUUCUGAGGGCGAUGAUACCCGCCAAGCCGAAUACGAUGACUCCGACGAUUCCGACUCUGACUCGGACUCGGAUGAUGACGACGAUGGUAUGUUCCGAGGCAAGAACUCCUGGGCUGACGAGGACGAAGAGUUCAUUCGUGCCCUCUCGUCGCAAGUCGGCGGUGCCGGCACCGGCAGUCGCCUUGGUGCAGCGCCUUCCUCCAAACGUGCACAGAAGAAGCUCUUUAAUGCCAACUCUCGUGGCGACUUCAACGACCUUAUGGACCUUGUUGCCGAUGAGAACGAGAUCGACUCUGACGAUCCUGCCUACGGUCUCGGAUCCAUCCCCACUGCACGCAACGGCAAGCGCAAAGGUCGCAAGUUCACAGCCGAAGAUCUCUGGGCUGAAGAACUUCAGCAGCAAUGGGACAAGGACCGUGCCAGCAAAGCAUCAAAGAAGCAGCAGCGUCUCAUGGAACGUCAGGCUGCCUCACUCAACCCUUUCCCCAACACGCACGGCAAAGCAGGCAGCGCUGGCAAGACCAAGUCGACCAAAAAACAAUCCAAGCUCGCUCGUAAGGCAGGAAAGCGUGAAAUGCGAGCCAGCCUCAAAGCCCACUCGAACAACGUCGUAUCUGCCAUCAAUGUUGCUGGAUCUAUCGAUGAUGUUGAUCAGAACAUCCUCAUGUUCGGAGGCAACUCUGUGCCUGGAGAUGUCAUGUCCUUGGGCUUGGAGAAGCGGUUUGCAUUCAACAUGGACGAGCUUAACCAGCAGAUUCAGAUGUUCCUCUCAGAGAAGGGGAGAAACACGAUGCGCUGUCAGCCAAUGGACAAGUUUGCACGUGCCGAAGUACACGCGCUUGCUGCAGCGUACAAUCUUGCGUCCAAGUCGAAGGGCAAGGGGCGUGAAAGGUUCCCGACGUUGAUCAAGACGAGCAAGAGCGGGCUGAAUGUGGAUUAUAGGAAGGUGAAGAGGAUUGUCUGGUCAAAUGCUGGUGCGACGUUUGGUAGCGAUCUUGGCAGGAGCGAUUUCAAGGACAAGUCGAGGGGUAAGAAGGGUAAGAGAGGUGGUGGUGGCGGAGGUGGGGUCUACGGUGUGGGUGGCGGAACUGUACCGAAGAAUAGAGAGGGCGAGGAGGUUGGAUUCGGUGCGGAUAAGAUUGGAGCUGAUAAUAUCGGCCACAAGUUGUUGGCUGCGAUGGGUUGGAGAGAAGGAAGCGGUAUCGGUAGUUCACAGGGUAUGGCAAAUCCUGUUUCGGCUACUGUCAAGACUUCGAAGGGCGGUCUUGGGUUCUAA